Ipomoea nil (Japanese morning glory) is the source of this 2321-nucleotide messenger RNA. RefSeq lists its product as uncharacterized. NCBI's taxonomy places the organism in Eukaryota, Viridiplantae, Streptophyta, Magnoliopsida, Solanales, Convolvulaceae. The record is from RefSeq and is a predicted model, not a curated record. The transcript is spliced from 6 exons. The coding region runs from base 105 to 2081 and encodes 658 amino acids. Gene Ontology annotation, biological process: intracellular signal transduction.
ACCUUCGCUCCCUCCAACAUAACCGCCCUCUCUCUCUAUAUCCAUCUCUCUCAUCUCUCUUCAAUCUCUCCUCAAUUUUCAUUUCUCCUAUAGAGUGUUUGCAAAUGGGAGAUUCAAUCUCUUUGGACGACGUUUCAAUGGCCAAGGAGAAGAUUAAUUCCGUCCAAAACGACGACGUCGCUGCCCCUGCCGAGGGGGAGAGGAGUCAGAGUACUGAGGAAGCCGCAACUGAUCGUGGAGAAAUAUCGGAUACGGUUGAUAACUUGGACUCCGAUUCUCACGCAGCGGAUGAGAAUUCGGCUUCUGAUGAUUGUAAGGAGGUUUGUUCUGAGGAAGCGAACGGAGCCGGAGCCGUUCUGAAGAUGAUUGUACCGCAUUCGCAGCUGCCGCAGCCGGAGGCGCCGGCGGGAGUGGCUGCGCCGGUGUCGCCUAGGGACCUGGAACGGUCUAAGUCGAUGCCGGAGAGUUUCGACGUGCCGGCGAUUGGGAAGUUCUUUCGGGAGAAGAGUAACAGCUUAUCGGAGGCCAUCACUAGGCGGAUAUCGUCUUUGAGGGAAUCGCCUGAGGACGAGAAGGCCAAGUCCGAUUUCAAAGUGACGGAAUUCAACCUGUCCGGCCUCAAAGUGAUCGUCAACUUGAAGCCGGAGGAUGAACAGGGGACGCGGCGGCUCCUCGGAAGAGUGGCCUUCUUCUCGCGAUCCAAUUGCCGAGACUGCACUGCCGUCCGGUUGUUCCUGCGCGAGAGAAGGCUCAAUUUCGUGGAAAUCAACGUCGACGUGUAUCCGGAGAAAGAGAAGGAAUUAGUACAGAGGACGGGGAGUGCAACUGUGCCGCAGAUUUUCCUCAACGAGAAGUUGCUGGGAGGACUCGUGGCUUUGAAUUCGCUACGGAACAGUGGAAUGCUGGAGAAGAAACUGGCGGAAAUGUUGUCCGGGAAGUGUCCGGAUGAUGCGCCGUCGCCGCCCGUCUACGGAUUCGAUGAACCAGAGAACCGGAGGGACGAGAUGGCGGAGAUUAUGAGAGUGGUGAGGCAAAAGCUGCCGAUUCAGGACCGGUUAAUGAGGAUGAAGAUAGUGAAGAAUUGCUUCGCCGGCGGUGAACUCGUUGAGGUUUUGAUACACCACCUGGACUGCGGACGCCGCAAGGCUGUUGAAAUUGGUAAGCAGCUAGCAAGAAAGCAUUUCAUUCAUCAUGUGUUUGGGGAAAACGAAUUUGAGGACGGAAACCACCAUUUCUAUCGCUUCCUUGAACAUGAGCCCUUCAUUCCCAAAUGUUACAAUUUCCGAGGAUCCACAAAUGAUAAUGAGCCCAAAACUUGUGCUGCUCUUGGUCUCAGGCUUUCUAAAAUAAUGUCUGCAAUACUUGAGACUUAUGCCUCUGAAGACAGGCGCCAUCUUGAUUAUAUGGGAAUUAGCAACAGUGAAGAAUUUAGGAGGUAUAUAAGUUUGGCUCAAGAUCUGCAGAGAGUGAAUAUUGAGACACUUUCAGCAAAUGAAUUAUUAGCCUUCUUUCUCAACUUGUACAACGCCAUGGCCAUUCAUGCCGUGAUCAGGGUUGGGCAUCCCGGGGGCAUGCUUGACCGGAGGCCCUUCUUUGCCGACUUCCAGUACAUAGUUGGGGGCUAUCCAUAUUCCCUCUCUGCAAUCAAAGAUGGGAUUCUUAGAAACAACAAAAGAGCACCUUUUUCCUUCACCAAACCUUUUGGCAGUGGAGAUAAGCGUUUAGAGAUGGCAUUUCCAAAACUAAAUCCGUUGAUCCAUUUCGGGGUGUGCAAUGCAACACGGUCAAGCCCUGCUGCCAAGUUUUUCACUCCUCACAAUGUGGAGUCUGAGCUAAGAUAUGCCGCCAGGGAGUUUUUCCAGAGAGAUGAUGCAAUGCAGGUAGACCUGAGCAAGAGGAUUGUGUACCUUAACCGGACAAUUAAGUGGUAUAGCUCCGAUUUUGGACAGCAAAAGGAAAUCUUGAAGUGGGUAUUAAGUUACUUGGAUGCAACAAAGGCAGGCCUUCUCACACAUCUCUUGGGUGAUGGUGGCCAAGUCAACGUUGUUUAUCAGAAUUUUGAUUGGUCUCUCAACUCCUAAGCCGCUUUAGGGGAAGGCUUCAGAGAGUUGCCUUUUUUCUUUUUCUGCUUUUUUUGAGUGUUUUGAUUAUCCCAGAAAUUGGUAUAAAGUAAAACAAACUCCUCCAUAUAGGAGGUCAAAAUUUUUGUACAGUAUACAACACAAACUUUCUGGGUAGUGGAUUUAAGCCAAGAAAAGUUUUUUUUUUUUUUUUUUUUGGAAUGUAUCUUUGUUACAGUGUCCCAAGUGUGUGCUCUCUUC